CUCAGUUUUAAUUCCCUCUUUCGGUUUAUUUUAAGAUUAAAAUGGAAAACGAUGGUGGUUUAUUUUCUGGUAAUGUUGAAGGAAUAAAGAGUUGGUAUUCUCGUGUUCUCUAUCCUUCCAUGAUGUCAUGUGAAGCAAAUAUUAUAAGGGAAGUUUACGGACGUAAUUGUUUUUGCAACGAACAUGCUGCGUAUUCAACUAAAGAUAUUAAUCACAAACGUAAGAGAACGAAAAGGAAAAACAAAGAUAAGAAGCAGCAUGUCAAGCAUAAACAAUUCAAAAGUGCAAGUUUGACAGAAGCCCCUAAAUCUGAUGAUAUGCAAACUGAAGAUAAAAGUGAAACUUCUAUCGUAGGGGAUGACUUACAACAGUUUUUAAAUGUGACUGCUAUGCAUAAAGAGAAACAAAAAUUAAAAAAGGAAAAAGAAAAAGGGAGUCCUGUAGAAUACGUGCUUGAUGUUGAAGACCCAUUGCAUGUAAAACCAACAUCAUUUGCACCAGGAGUUCACGCUGGUACCAUCAGAAAUAAUGAGAUGGUUAAACUUUAUGGAGUGCAUGCUCCUGACAUUCUAUCAAUUGAGGCGAAGAUGCAAGCCCAGUUUAAUUUAAUGCGCAGUGCAACCCAACCAAACUUUUGGCCAGUUAUUCCAUUAAAUUUAAAUAAAUAAAUUGGAUUAGUAAAAUAUUAUUUGAAAUAACAAUAUUGUUACAAUGUAUUUCUUUAUAAUAGUUUUUUUUUUUUUACUACAGUAAUUGGUGAUUGCUGUUUUAUGGAUUUUAAAAAAUCACUUUUUAACUUUGACAG
Messenger RNA from Ciona intestinalis (vase tunicate), 805 nucleotides. RefSeq lists its product as uncharacterized. Gene Ontology annotation, cellular component: SMN complex. The record is from RefSeq and is a predicted model, not a curated record. Lineage: Eukaryota; Metazoa; Chordata; Ascidiacea; Phlebobranchia; Cionidae. Gene Ontology annotation, biological process: spliceosomal snRNP assembly.